Sugiyamaella lignohabitans is the source of this 645-nucleotide messenger RNA. RefSeq names its product peptidylprolyl isomerase family protein CPR5 (gene CPR5). Gene Ontology annotation, biological process: protein peptidyl-prolyl isomerization; protein folding. The record is from RefSeq and is a predicted model, not a curated record. The transcript has a single exon. The coding region runs from base 1 to 645 and encodes 214 amino acids. Gene Ontology annotation, molecular function: peptidyl-prolyl cis-trans isomerase activity. Gene Ontology annotation, cellular component: fungal-type vacuole; endoplasmic reticulum. Lineage: Eukaryota; Fungi; Ascomycota; Dipodascomycetes; Dipodascales; Trichomonascaceae.
AUGAAGCUUCUUUGGACUGUUUUCGCAGUCAUUCUUGGAUUUGUGCUUUACGCCUCCAACGUUUUUGCAGCUUCUGGAGCUGGAGAGCAGGUUUCUCCUGUCAUCACUCACAAAGUUUACUUUGAUAUUAAGCAGGGCAAUGAAGAACUUGGCCGAAUUAUUUUCGGUUUGUAUGGUGAGGUUGUCCCCAAAACCGUUGAGAAUUUCCGGUCCUUAGCUGCUGGAGAUAAAGGUUUUGGAUACAAAGGCUCCAGUUUCCACAGAGUUAUCAAGCAAUUCAUGAUUCAAGGUGGUGACUUCACCAAUGGAGAUGGUACUGGUGGCAAGUCUAUUUACGGAAGCAAGUUUGAGGAUGAGAACUUUACUCUCAAGCACAGCAAACCAGGUUUGUUAUCAAUGGCCAAUGCUGGUCGUAAUACCAAUGGCUCUCAAUUCUUCAUUACUACUGUCGUCACCUCUUGGUUAGAUGGUAAGCAUGUUGUCUUCGGCGAAGUUUUGGAUGGUAUGGAUAUUGUCAAAAAGAUUGAGAAUACCAAGACUGGUUGGGGUGACCGUCCAUCAAUUGCUAUCACCAUUGCUGAUUCUGGUGAGAUUGCCUCGAUUCCCACUGGCGAAGAGGCCGAAAACGUCCAUGAGGACCUGUAG